Aspergillus pseudonomiae is the source of this 2032-nucleotide messenger RNA. Its product is annotated as Zn(II)2Cys6 transcription factor. Gene Ontology annotation, cellular component: nucleus. Gene Ontology annotation, molecular function: zinc ion binding; DNA-binding transcription factor activity, RNA polymerase II-specific; DNA binding. Lineage: Eukaryota; Fungi; Ascomycota; Eurotiomycetes; Eurotiales; Aspergillaceae. The record is from RefSeq and is a predicted model, not a curated record. The coding region runs from base 75 to 1898 and encodes 607 amino acids. Gene Ontology annotation, biological process: DNA-templated transcription; regulation of DNA-templated transcription. The transcript has 5 exons.
GGGACACUUAAAAACUUACACGUCUUGGCAGCUGUGUGAAUCUCCGCUCUCCGGAUCCCUUCCCGCAAGCACUCAUGGCAAGUCAUCUAGAUCAACCUUCCAUCGGUCCGGAGAACCCUCCACCCCAACUGGAAUGUCCUAUGCAGCCCACUGCAGAACAAAGUGACCAUGACAUAGCCUAUCAUCCCUCCCAUAAGCGGAAUGCCUGUACAACCUGUCGGCGGAUGAAGUCCAAAUGUGACAUGGAAAAGCCUACCUGUGGAGCUUGCUCUAAAUAUAACCGAGCAUGCACCUACGAGGCAACGCGGAAGAAAAGUGGUCCAAAGCGAGGAUAUACGGCCGUCCUGGGUUCUCGAUUAGCACAGGUGGAGGCACUGAUUAGUACCCAAAUGCUUGGUAUUGCAGGGAAUCAACCCCCUUCUGCCACUUUUCUGGACGAAUGGGUGGAUGGAGCCGCUGGCACUAAUAUGAACGAUACUGGUUCUCAUCCAAACUCAACGGCAGAAACCGAUUCCUCGCCAUCAAGCGCGACUGACGGGACAUAUCCAGGACCCGCCGUCGCGAUGGAUAUGAUUAGUUUAGGGUUAGAAGAACCUCUCCCAGAUAAAGACGUUAUUGAUGACCUGAACCGGAUCUACUUCGAAGAUGUCCACAUUUAUAUGCAGAUCAUACAUCAUCAGAGGCACCUGGCUGCGUUGAGCAAUGCCGCUCAUGCCCAGCCCCCAAUUUGUCUUCAAUACAUGAUCUGGUGCCAUGCAGCCCUAGUCAGCGAAAAAUACAAUCCCCUACAUCCAGCAUUCUACGAAAGAGCCCGCAAGUACGCCGAGGCGGAUGAGAUGAAAGGCUAUGGCGCAGGGAUCCUCUCAUUAUCACAUGCUCAAACAUGGCUCCUUAUCACUGUGUACGAGUACAAGAUGAUGUUCUUUCCGAGGGCUUGGUUAAGCUGUGGAAAGGCAUCUAGGCUCGCGAUUAUGCUAGGGCUGCAUCAGCUAGACAGCCCGAAUCCCCAGGCAAAACAGUGCUUCAUGCCUUCUACGGAUUGGGUGGAGAAGGAAGAGCGACGGAGGGUCUUUUGGAUGACAUUUUGUAUUGAUAAAUUUGCCACCAUUGGAACAGGCUGGCCUGUCGGGGUCGACGAGGCAGAAGUCAUGACAAAUCUCCCUGCUAGUGAGGAAGCCUUUAUUACAGGCCAGUCGGAGCCAACGGCAUGUCUUAGUGAUGUUUUAAAGGGAGAGGGACUCGCAACAUUGUCCCCUUCGGCAAGUGUCGGCUUCGUGUCGUGCAUCUUCGGCCGAAUUACAAACCAUCUUCGCCUCCCUCACUCGCAGAACGACGAUAGUUAUAGUACUGGAGGCUUUUGGCAGCGGCACAGGUCUUGCGACGAGAUUCUGCUCAAUUUUGCUCUGUCAAUGCCAAAUCAUCUCCGUCUUCCCAAUGGGAUGGGCGAUCCCAAUAUCAUUUUCUGUAACAUUGCUCUUCAAACGGCCGUUAUAUGCCUUCAUCAAGCUGCGAUCUACAGAGCGGAGUGGAACAACAUAUCAGAGUUUCCGAUUGUUGAAAGCAAGCUAAGGUGCAGUGCUGCUGCUCAGCAAAUUCUGGAGAUUAUAAAGAUGGUUGGUCCUAUAAGCAUGAGCAAGGUGAAUCCUUUUGUGUCAUUCUGUGUCUAUGUGGCAGCACGCGUGUACAUUCAGCAUCUCAAGCUUCAUCCUGAUGAUACAGAAGCCCACUCUGCUUUCCAGUUCUUCCGUUCGGUUAUUAAUACCCUCAAAGCUACAAAUCCCCUAGCUGAAUCCUUCCUCUUCCAGUUGGAUGUUGACAGUGAAGGAAGGUCUUUCGAAGGCCUUCGGCUACCGACAAACAAUUUCCCCAUUUCGAUGCUUUCUCCUAGCAACCUAUAGCAAGACUGGAUUUGGUUAUACAAUGAUCCCUUUCUCCUUGGAACUUAUAUAUAAUCUACACAUUCAAUUGAUCCCUGCUUUGUAUCGUGUUGCGUUCACGUAAGUAGUCAUUCAUCUUUGUACCCUAAGUAGCC